Messenger RNA from Lepisosteus oculatus (spotted gar), 918 nucleotides. The record is from RefSeq and is a predicted model, not a curated record. Lineage: Eukaryota; Metazoa; Chordata; Actinopteri; Semionotiformes; Lepisosteidae.
AUGUCUGAGAAGGCAAAGCUUUGUGUGAUUUUUGAUAAGCAUGAUAUUCGCAAGCUGCUAUUACCUUCUGGAAUUCCAGAUACAGUUCAAGAAUUGGAUUCAAUAAUUAGAGAGACAUUUCAGACACAAGGAAACUUUACUCUCCAGUACAAAGAUGCUAAAUUUGGAGAAUUCUUCUCUUUAACCACAACAGCAGAAAUCAAAAACAAAUACACUAUCAAAGUAGUAUUUGUAAACCCAGUAAUUUUAACUUUCUCUGAGAUUGACCAAAUCAAGAAUACCUCUCCACCCUCAGAUGUCUCAUCAAUUGCCUCUUCAGUCUCUUCAUCAGCUGACACAUUACUGCUGUCUUCUCCAGAGAGCCAUGGAACUCUUCUAAUCAAUCCAAGUAUUAAAUCUAAAAUUCUUGAAAUAUUGGCUGAAAAUAUUUAUCAAUAUUGUGCUUAUCCAACAAGCACUCAGAUCAGUGCUGGUGCUGAGGCAUUAAUCCAAAAGCAUCCCUGCUUGAGAGAGCCAGGUUCAUACUCUGGACACUGUGGAUGGCAAACAUGGCUGAAAUACAAGAUGGCAAACUACAGGACCAAACUGAGGAGCCUUGGUUGCCCAGAGCUAGCUGUGAACUCUGUCAAGAAUAGAGAAUCCUUGCAGACUCUGGAAAAUGAGAGGAUUGCCCUACUGAGUGAAGUCAGGAAAAAGGAUAAUUGGAAUAUCGUCAAUGAAACAAUGGCUAAGAACUUUUCCUAUAGAAGGCAGGAGACUAUCAAACAUGAAUUCAAAAGAAUAACCACUAUCGAUCUAGAAGUAACAUUUAUGGCAAAUCUGGACAAGUACACUUCUGUACAGGUUGGUUUGUCAUGUUCCAUGCUACUUGGCUUGGUAUAUGUAGUGAACCUGAGUUAUCCCAAACAACUCAGGUAA